Castor canadensis (American beaver) is the source of this 3381-nucleotide messenger RNA. The record is from RefSeq and is a predicted model, not a curated record. NCBI's taxonomy places the organism in Eukaryota, Metazoa, Chordata, Mammalia, Rodentia, Castoridae.
GGGACCAGAGUCAAAGCCUGGGCUGGAGACACCGUCACGACCGGAGCGCGGUACACUGUGGGUCCGAAGUGGAGCAGCGGCCGAGACCCUGUGCCCUUGUUCUUAUCAGAGGGCUGUUACUAGAAACCAUUCUUACUGGAUAUCAAAAUACAAGGCAGUUUGCACAGAGAGGUUGGGCAACUUGCCCCCUGUUACUCAGGUAAUAAGGAGUGGGUCUGGGAUUUGAGCCUAGGCAACCUGUCACACCUGUGUUCCUUACUAAGUCUUUCUCACAGGUCUGUCUGUGGCUUUUGAGCAUCUGAAGCGGACCCCUAAACCUGAGUGUUCGCUGUUGUCCCCUCACCCUCUGCAGAAAUGUCUGUCACUUAUGAUGACUCUGUGGGAGUGGAAGUGUCCAGCGACAGCUUCUGGGAGGUUGGGAACUACAAGAGGACUGUGAAGCGGAUUGAGGAUGGUCACCGCCUGUGCAGUGACCUCAUGAACUGUGUGCACGAGCGUGCACGCAUUGAGAAGGCAUAUGCACAGCAGCUCACAGAGUGGGCACGGCGUUGGAAGCAGCUCGUGGAGAAAGGACCACAGUAUGGGACCGUGGAGAAGGCCUGGAUGGCCGUCAUGUCUGAGGCGGAGAAGGUGAGCGAGCUGCACCUAGAGGUGAAAGCCUCGCUGAUGAAUGAGGACUUUGAGAAGAUCAAGAACUGGCAGAAGGAAGCCUUUCACAAGCAGAUGAUGGGGGGCUUCAAGGAGACCAAAGAAGCAGAGGACGGCUUCCGGAAGGCCCAGAAGCCCUGGGCCAAGAAGCUGAAAGAGGUAGAAGCAGCAAAAAAAGCCCACCAUACCGCAUGCAAAGAAGAGAAAUUGGCCAUCUCCCGAGAAGCCAACAGCAAAGCAGAUCCAUCCCUAAACCCUGAGCAGCUCAAGAAAUUGCAAGACAAAAUAGAAAAAUGCAAGCAAGAUGUUCUGAAGACCAAAGAAAAGUAUGAGAAGGCUCUGAAGGAGCUUGACCAGACCACUCCUCAGUACAUGGAGAACAUGGAGCAGGUGUUUGAGCAGUGCCAGCAGUUUGAAGAGAAGCGCCUACGCUUCUUCCGAGAGGUUUUGCUGGAGGUUCAGAAGCACCUGGACUUGUCCAAUGUGGCUGGUUACAAAGCCAUUUACCGUGACCUGGAACAGAGCAUCAAAGCAGCUGAUGCCGUGGAGGACCUAAGGUGGUUCCGAGCCAAUCAUGGGCCAGGCAUGGCCAUGAACUGGCCACAGUUUGAGGAGUGGUCUGCAGAUCUGAAUCGAACUCUCAGCCGGAGAGAGAAAAAGAAGGCUGCUGAUGGUGUCACCCUGACAGGCAUCAACCAGACUGGUGACCAAUCUAUGCAGAACAAGACCAGCAGCAACCUUAGUGUCCCGAGCAACCCUGCCCAGUCCACGCAGUCACAGUCCAGCUACAACCCCUUCGAGGAUGAGGACGACACGGGCAGCACCGUCAGUGAGAAGGAGGACAUUAAGGCCAAAAAUGUAAGCAGCUAUGAGAAGACCCAGAGCUACCCCACCGAGUGGUCUGAUGAUGAGUCUAACAACCCCUUCUCCUCCACGGAUGCCAACGGGGACUCUAAUCCCUUCGACGAGGACACCACCUCAGGAACAGAAGUGCGGGUCCGGGCCCUCUAUGACUACGAGGGCCAAGAACAUGAUGAGCUGAGCUUCAAGGCCGGGGAUGAGCUGACCAAGAUAGAAGACGAGGAUGAGCAGGGCUGGUGCAAGGGACGUUUGGACAGUGGGCAGGUUGGCCUGUACCCUGCCAACUACGUGGAGGCCAUCCAGUGACGGGCCAUGGGCAGGCUGGCGGAGAGAUGGAAGUGGCCAGUCCAGGAGCUCCGUUAGCCUCGGCCCAGGCAUCACACCUCUGGCACACCCAGAAGCCAUGUAGGUGUUCACAUCACCUGCAAAAGAUGAUGGUUCUGUUGCUCUUGGCUUCCUGGUGUCCUUUGAAGGCAGAUGAGCUGGUCAUUUCACCUGGGACUCAGCCCCUUUCCAGGUGCACCAGGGGAAAUCUAAGCACAGGAAGAUGAAGUCCAACAGUGAGAGCUGAGCCCUUCCCUGUCCCCACUAGCUCUAUGUAUCAUGGGUCUGUAUCUUGACCUUGUCUCUCUUCCCAGUCAAUGGUGGGUUACACUGAUUCUUUUUCCACUGAUUAUUUUCUCUGAAGAGUCUCAUAUGCAAGUUAAAUGAACAAACAUAGACCCCACUUUCUGAGUAAAGAUGCUGAAGUUUUUAAUUUAAAGGCAAUGUACAGUUAUACUUUUAUAUAUCUGCUCUUUAUUCCUUGGUAUGUAAAUUGAGCCCAGACUGAUCUGCUCUGUUCUCAAGGGCAUGAUAGAUAGCGCCAUCUUCACAUUGUGCUGCCCAUCAGUCCUGUCCCUACCAGGGCAGGUGCCAGAGCUGAGGCAGGAGACCUGGCCAAAAGGUGGGGACAAUGGGGUUUCCUCAGUGAGUACGAGCUUCAGAGGUGACCUUAAGUAGUACUCCCUAAUGUUACCACAUUUAAAAAUUAUUUUCACUUUAUACUUCACUUGCUUAAAGCUAUUCUUAUGCAAAUUAACAUGUUUAUCAGUGAUUUGGAAGGUUAAGCAGAAGACUAACUUCAAGCAAAUGCGCCUGUAGAUUAAGAUGCUUUAUGUUAGGUCAUCGUGUCUUGGUGUAUAUCUGUAUAUAUUAUUUGGUAUUCAGAGAAUCUAAAGAGCUUACCCACUGUUGCAGUGAGAUUUAAUGAUUUCUGACAGUGGGUGCCAUUUGCAAACUGCUUGAAGCCUGUGACAUUGGGGCAUGGGUCUGACCGGUUAACAGGGCCUCCUUCCGGCUCAGACAUGGUCCUAAGAGAGAAGACUAGUUUUUGGUCACUAGCCAUGGCUCCGGCUCCGCUCUUGGCUGCCUUAGUGCCAGCUUCAGGGCAGAGUACUGUGAAAACGCCCAUGUCUUUGUAGUAGUCACAGGCAUCACAGCGUUGUGAGCAAACGGAAGCAGGGUCUUGCCCACAGCACAGGUCCCUCCAGGCGUCUUUGGUCAUCAGGGACAGAACUGUCCCAUGGGGCGGGCGCUGGGAGGGCCUUACUAGUUCAUACAAUGGUGCCGUGUUGCCCUGUCAGCAGCUGUGCAUCCCUUCCAUGUUUGCAGUGAACGCAGCGUCUUAUUUAAAAUGUGGAUGCACAUGUGUCUGCUAUGACAAUUUACCAGCAGAAAUGCUCAUUUCUAUGUUACAGAUUGACCACAAACUGUCAAGUCUUUUAAGUUUAGGAGUUCUUUUAAAUGUAUAGUAUUUUAGAACAAAAUCAAUAAACAGCUGAUCUUGUGCAUUGAAAGGCCUUUGCAUCUGCCCUCACACUUGUGUCAGCU